AUGGAAACAGCAGGUCACCUUGUUGAAUCUCCGAUCACCACACACGAGGGUCAGGCAUCGGAGCACGAGCACGCAAGUGUCGAUUCAGCGACUGCCAUAGAAUCUUCACCAGUGCCUAUCAGGCCUGGACACCACCAUUCUCCCAGCAGCACGAGAAAACGCACCAACGAAGAGAUCUAUGAGUCUACGAAGUCCCUCAGCACGACGCCUACCGCUUCCAGGUUCCGGAAAUCAGUCCCUGCUGCUUCACAGCCAGGUGAUCAACUGAAACGGUCUACGAGCUCUCCGGAAAGCCAUGGGCCGCUUCCUCAACAGGACGUGAGACUGGCCCAACUCACUACGACGGGCCGUGCAGGCCCAGAAAGAUCUGGAGCGGACAAAUUUCUCUUGUCCAUCUCACCCUCUUCAAGCCACACUUUGGUCCAUGAGAUCGAAAACUACCAACAGCAACUAGAACUUGAAUUUCAAGAAUUUGAACGAUCACUCAAUGAGAGGGACCCAGCUGAAGACCUGGAAGUUAUGGACUGGGAUGGUCUGGAAGCCCGCUACGACGAAGAGAUCCAGCCAAAGAUUGCCGCUGAGCAAGAGAUCAUGAAUGAGUUCAGUGCUCGCUUUGAGCAAUUUAUGCUCUACAUGCAUGUCUCAGCUGAUCACGAGGCUGAACGGGCCAUCAAGAGGUUGCGAACUAGAACCGCCAUCGCUCAGAUUUCCGAGGCCUCAUUGGCCCAGAAGAAAGCUCAUCAUGCAAAGGUGCUCGAGGCAUUCCAGAGUGCAAUGAGUCUCCUCAACGCUUGA
Molecule: messenger RNA, 795 nt
Organism: Capronia epimyces CBS 606.96
Lineage: Eukaryota; Fungi; Ascomycota; Eurotiomycetes; Chaetothyriales; Herpotrichiellaceae
Exons: 4
Coding region: 1-795 (264 amino acids)
Source: RefSeq, a predicted model, not a curated record